Messenger RNA from Stylonychia lemnae, 2784 nucleotides. Lineage: Eukaryota; Ciliophora; Spirotrichea; Sporadotrichida; Oxytrichidae. The record is from the annotation of a GenBank genome assembly.
AUGAUUAUUUAAUAACAAGAACUCUAAGAUAUCCUUCAAAAUGAGGAAGACGCUUUUUAUUUAAUCUAGAAUAAGACAAAGGCACCAAUGCCCCUUAAAUUCAUAGAUUUCGAUGUGAAGAUAGAGCAGAAACUAGCUGCCAUAGAAAUGACUUAAUACUAUAUUAAUGUCGAGGAUUCUCCUAUUGAAACUAUCUUUCUGUUCCCUUGUGACAUCGAGUCAGUUCUGACAAAUAUAUAAAUUCAAUUCAAACUCAAAGAUGGCACAUUCAGAGAAAUGCAAACAAUCAUUGAUAAAAAAGAUAGGAUAGACAUAAAAUAUGAAGAAAAGUUAGCUCAAGGUUAGACUGUUAUUGCAGGUUCUUUCACAAAACUGCAAAAAGAUUUAGUUAGAAUCAAUAUUGGUAACUUUCCGCCAGAAUCUGAAGCCAUUUUGAAACUAAAGUUUUACACUACACUUUCGAUUGAAGAUCGUAGUUACUGCUUCAAAAUUCCUUAUAGUUAUGUUCCAAGAUAUAUCGGAGAUGUUUAACGCUUCAUUAACACUGGAGUACAUUUGAAAGGUAUCCAAGGAACUCCCCAAUCAGAAGAAGAAAAGUUCUAGAAUGAAUAAGCUGUUAAUGAAAUUUAUGAUCACCCAGUUGCAAAUUCCACUCAAGCUUAAUGGAAUAUCUAGAUAGAGGUAAAGAUGCAGGGAUAAAUCCAGAGAAUUUCAUCAAGAAAUCAUGGCUUUGAGUAUAAUUUCUCUGAAGACAAAAGAACUGCAUAGAUAAAGUUAAUGGAUUAUGAAAAGAAAACAGCAUCUGAUUAUGACCUGAUUUUAUACAUUAGAGAUGAUUAAAUUAACGAAACAGUAGCAAUUUCAAGCUUGAAUCAAUAUGGUGAGUAAUGUGUUAUGAUAGGAGUAUUACCUGAUUUAAGAAAGCCAGAUAUUCGAUAGAAAUUUAUCGAUAAACUCAAAAUUAAGGGUGAUCAGAUUGACACUGAUCAAGAUGCAUAUUAUUCAAAUGAAAGUGAAAUUGAGGAUGAGGAGGAAUAGAAAGUAGAUUAAGAUAAAGAAGAAUUAGAAGUAGAGGUUGAGCCCAAACUGUUAGAUUAUGUAUUCUUUAUAGAUAGAAGUGGAUCUAUGCAAGGAUUGAGAAUAGAUCUUGCUGUUUAAGCUCUUAAGUUAUUUCUGCAUAGUUUACCAAUAGGCUGCUUAUUCAAUGUUGUUAGUUUUGGAUCCAACUAUGAAAUGUUGUUUGAAAAGAGUAAACAUUAUGAUGAAUAAACAUUCGAAGAAGCAAUAUCAGUUGUCUCUAAUUUUAAAGCUGAUAUGGGAGGGACUGAAAUAGCAUAGCCUUUAUAAGAAAUAUUUUCCUAGAUACCAGAUGAAAUCCUACCAAGGCAAAUAUUCUUACUUACUGAUGGGGAAGUUGCGAACACCCAAGAAGUAAUUCAUCUAAUAAAGCAUUAUAGAUCAAACUCGACAGUUCAUACCUUUGGUAUUGGAGAUGGUGUGAGCACUGAGUUGAUUAAAAAAUGUGCCAUCGUUGGAGGAGGCCAUUAUAGCUUCAUUGAUAACCCUCAUGAAAUUGAGUAGAAGGUAAUAGCUGCCCUGUAAAAGAAUUUCUUUGAUUAUCUUAUCGUUCAAGAUGCUUAUCUGAUUGAUGAUUUGGGAGAUAGAAUUUAAUGCAACCUUGAUUCAUUAUCUAACCUUUGCCAUAAUUAAACACACGAACAACUGGUACUACUCAAGCAAUAAUAAAAAGCUAAGCAAUAUUCAGCAAUAUUUCUUGAUCCAAAUACCAAUUAGAAAUCUCAAGUGCUUGUAGAUAUUUAAGAGGUUUAAAACGAAGCUCUAAAUAUGAUAGUUUAAAAGGCUCAAAUAGAUAGAUGCUUAGUGCAUGAAGAAAAGUUAAAUGAAGCUAUAAAAUAUUAAAUCCUUAUUCCAGGUACAGCAAUGAUAGCUCAUGAAAAAAUAAUGGAUGAAGAAACAAAGGAACUAUAGUUAAGGAGAAUUCCUCUUAUCAGGAGCAAUGGAAGCAUGUAAAUAUUUGUAAAGACAUUGACAGGAUAGACGAUUGUUCUCACUUGCUGUCCUGAUGACACUAUUGAAGAUAUUAAGAUCAUGAUAUAUGAAAAGACUGGAACCUCACUAAACAAAUAGAGACUCAUAUUUGCUGGAAAGUAAUUGGAUGAUAGCAGUACGCUCAAAGACUAUAAUAUCAAAAAAGAAUCAACUCUCUCCCUAGUUCUUUUUUUAAGAGGAUGUGGAUAUGAAUUAGAAUGCAUUGACAUUGAUACUAAGACAAAAAUUACGAUACCUUCUUAAAUUAACAUAUUGUAAGUUAGAUGGGAAAUAGGGGAGAAAUUAGGGAUUCAUAUGGACUACAUUUAAGUAAUAUAGGCUGGAAAAAUAUUAUCUAAUGAUUUGUCAUGCUAAUAAGCUGGUAUAGAUCAAAAUAAUAACCAGAUAGAUUAUAUCUACUUCAACUACAAAAGCAUUGUAUUUUGCUAGAAUGCAAAUGGUUAAUGGACCUAGAAGCUCUAUACAAUGUUAGAAGAGGAAAAUCUUACUAAACUAAGAGAGGCAUAGGAUGAUGAGAAAUUGAAAAAUAUUGAUGAAGUUGUAUUAUUGACACUAGUUGGAAUAAAGAUUCUAAAAAGAUAUUUCAUUGAAAACAAAAAUGAAUGGUCUCUAGUAGUAUCCAAAGGAAAAAGAUAUUUGAAAAAUGCACUUGGCUUAAGUCUUGGAGAGAUAAAUUAGAUGGUUGACAUAACUGAACUUUCCUUAAGAUAUUGA